AUGACCGUUUGCCGACAAGGCUCGGAAACGAUAAGUAGUCCACGUCCAUGGGGUGGUCUCCUCCAGCAUCUUGUCGACCUGCUCCAAAGUCAGGCCCUUGGUUUCUGGAAUCAGCAUCACGGAAUACAGAAGACAGCAGCCACACAGCGAGCCCCAGAUGAAGAACACCUUGGCCCCCAAAUUGCCCUUGUCGCCGUCAACCAUGUAAGGGGUGAUGACGGCAAUGACACAGUUCCACAGCCAGUUGGAGGCGGUCGACAGACCGACACCUCUGGAUCUGAUUGGCAAUGGGAAAAUCUCUCCGAUAAUAACCCAGGCUCCAGGACCCCAGGUCGAAGCAAAGAAGAAGAUGUAGAUGCAGAUGAAGGCGAUCAUGGCACUGACGGUUUUCUGGUUGUCGCCGUCGACGGUACCGGCAAUGGCCACGAUAAACUGACACACAACCAUACCUGCGGCACCGUAGAUCAUGAGCGUACGACGGCCGAGUUUCUCGAUCGUGUAGAAAGACAGAGGAGUCGACACGACGUUGACGAUGGUGGUGAUCAUGGAGAUCAGGAACUCGUUGUGGAUGGUGCCGAGCUGCUGGAAGAAGGUGGUACCGAAGUAGAAGAUGAAGUUGACACCGGUCCAUUGCUGCAUCAUCUGCAUGGAGGUUCCGAGGAUGGUUUUUCUGAGGUUCGACGAGGCCUUUCUGAGUCCGCCGGUGAAGCAGGCUCCCCACGAUUGCCAGUAGCCCCUGGUUGGAAUGACGCUCUUUUCGUACUCGUGGUUGGCCACGAUCUCGGCGAGUUCCUCCUGGAUGUAGUCGGAGUCGACAGGCUGGCCUCUGAGUCUGGAGAGCACCUUGGCGGCCUUGUCGAGCUUGCCCUUGAGGACGUAGUAUCUAGGGGAUUCUGGGAGCAAGAGCAGUCCACCUCCGAGGAUGAUGGACCAGAUCAGUUGCAGAGCAAUAGGAAUUCUGUAGGAGCCGGAGUCGUUUCUGUGCUCGGUGCCGUAGUCGACGCAGGACGCGAGCAGCAGUCCGAUGGUGACGAAGAACUGGUAGCCGGAAACAAUGGCACCUCUGAUUUUCUUUGGCGAAAUCUCAGACAGAUACAGAAUGACCACGGACGAAACAAAACCAACACCAAGACCAGCUAUGACUCUUCCCACGGAAAGCAGAGCCACCGUGGUGGAGGCGAUCUGGAGCACAACACCGACCGAGUAGAUACCGCAGCCGGUCACAAUAAUGGUUCUUCUUCCGAGCAUGUCGGCCAGGUCUCCAGCAAACACGGCACCAAUGAAGGUACCUGCAGAAAGAAUAGAGGUGAUAAGGGAUUUUUCAGAAGAGGGAACGACAAAAGACGGAUCGCUAUCGCCCUGUUUCACUUUGCCAGUGAACUCAUGGAUAAAGUAGUCCAUACCCAUGACACCGGAAAUGUAACCGGAGUCGUAUCCGAAGAGGAUACCUCCUAA
Molecule: messenger RNA, 1455 nt
Organism: Ogataea angusta
Lineage: Eukaryota; Fungi; Ascomycota; Pichiomycetes; Pichiales; Pichiaceae
Exons: 2
Coding region: 1-1455 (484 amino acids)
Source: RefSeq, a predicted model, not a curated record